Molecule: messenger RNA, 1286 nt
Organism: Cannabis sativa
Lineage: Eukaryota; Viridiplantae; Streptophyta; Magnoliopsida; Rosales; Cannabaceae
Product: LOB domain-containing protein 12-like
Exons: 3
Coding region: 291-1172 (293 amino acids)
Source: RefSeq, a predicted model, not a curated record
AAUUCAAUUAUGAAUUAAUAAUCCAUAGAAUUAUUCUUUGACCUAAAGAAAUAUUAUUAAUAUGAAAACACUACAUAUAUAUAAAUUGGAAAAUAUGAUUACAAACCUUUAAUUAAAAUCUGUCAACCUGAAAAUAUGAAGACGGGGAUCGAGAGAAGAUCCCAUGGAAACUCAACCAAUUAGUGUUUCAUUAUCACACUUCCAUUAAUUACAAGAGAACCUGAAUUUGUUCUUUUGAAUUGUCGAGUUCAAGUCUUGGUGAAUAAACAAGUGACAUAGAAGCAAAUUAAAUGUCAUCUUCAAGCUCUCAUUCACCAUGUGCUGCAUGCAAAUUUUUAAGAAGGAAAUGCACUUUAGAGUGUGUAUUUGCACCAUACUUCCCUCCUGAUCAACCACAAAAGUUUGCAUGUGUCCAUAAGGUUUAUGGCGCGAGUAAUGUGGCCAAGAUCCUCAACGAGCUCGCGGUAGCUCACCGUGAGGAAGCUGUGGUCUCCCUAGCCUACGAGGCACAAGCUCGUAUACGUGAUCCAGUCUACGGUUGUGUAGGUUUCAUCUCUGUCCUACACAACCGCCUCAAACAAGUCCAGACCGAGCUUCACUCGGCCAGGAAAGAGCUUGAGGCCUACAUUGGCCCUCAAGCAAUGAUGAUACCAUCCUAUAGCCUCUCCCCAAUGCCACCCAUGUUGGGAAUUCCCACAAAUAUUCCCAAUAUGGGCCGGCAACACCAACAGUUCAUGAUUCAAGAUCCAACCAAUAAUAAUAAUAAUCAUCAUUUGCAACAUCCAAUUUUUGUUGACAACAAUGCUGCUCAUCAACAACAUCAAAUGAGGUUCAACAAUAAUAAUGGCUUUGAUCACAUGGGAGUGACUGCUUCAAUUGGAGACAUAGGAGUUGGCAUUGGCUGCGGGUUUAAUAAUAAUCAAAUGAGCAGUAGUGGCGGCGGUGGUGGUGGCGGCGGCGGUGGUAGUGGCUCUCCUAGUGCUGUUGGUGGUGGUGGUGUUAUGUCUCCUACUUUAAGUCUACAAGGAAGCUUUAAUAAUAACAUUUUCAAUAGUACUACUCAGAUGCAACCACACCAAACAACCGUACUAAAUCACAAUUCUCUUGACUAUCAACUUCAAUCACAGCUCUUGCUCCAAUCUCAACACAAUUCAGAAGCUGAGGAGAGUUGAGCUUAAUUAUAUAGCUAUUUUUUUUUAUAAUGUUUAUACUUAAUUAGUAUUAUUUCUCUGCAAUAUUUUUCAUUCAUUCAUAUUUUUUUUUCAUUUAUUUACAAUUAAUUAUCA